AUGGCCGAAAACGAGGUGAGCGCGUACAUCGAACAGCGAAUUGUCAUCAAGUUUCUCAUGAAUGAAGGCGUGAAGCCAUCUGAAAUUCCCAGAAGGUUUCUGGCUCAGUAUGGCCACGAUACACUUAGCCGCAGCAAAGCGUUUGAGUGGUGCAAACAGUUCCGAGACAGCCGUACAGCAGUGCAGGACGAUCCCGACCGGGGCGGCUCAGAGCCCAGAGUCAGAGUUCCUGAGAACAUCCAACUUGUGGAGCGCCUGAUCCUCAAGGACCGACGGAUACCAUGUCUCGAGCUGGUUCGAAAGACGGACUUUUCUGUGGGAACGUUGAACACUAUCAUUCAUGAACACCUCCACGCAGUUUCGAAAAGUUCGUGCCCGUUGGGUCCCGAGGCAGCUCUCCGUGUCUGA
Messenger RNA from Ornithodoros turicata, 408 nucleotides. RefSeq names its product protein GVQW3-like. The transcript has a single exon. The record is from RefSeq and is a predicted model, not a curated record. Lineage: Eukaryota; Metazoa; Arthropoda; Arachnida; Ixodida; Argasidae. Bases 1 to 408 code for a protein of 135 amino acids.